CUUGAAUAGAGAUGAAAUGCGACCACAGACCACUUCCUGGUUGAGAAAUUAAAAAAUGUUUGUAGAUAAUGUAAGAUCAUCUAAAUAUACAAUCUAAUUGAAAAUGGGAGAGUCCAAGUGUUUACACAGUGGUGACUUUUCAUUACAAAAUAAAGGAGUGUUUAAGUCAUCAUGGGUGAAAAAAUACGGAGUACUGUACGGCAAAACACCAGAUCAGCACGCAUAUUUGGAAAUAUAUGAAAGUCAAGAGACAUUUAUAGAGAAUAAAGGGAAAGGGAAACCGAGUGAGAAAAAAUAUGAGCUACAGCAUGUUAAAUCUGUGAAUUUGAAAGUUGAGAAAAACAGCAAAGGUGGUACAGACUAUCAAAUAGAAAUAGCAUUUACAAGAGGCCAAAAGGUUUUUAUGAUGUUCGAAAAUAAAACCCAGAGUGAUGACUGGCAUACAAAGUUAAGCCUAGCAGCAGACAUAGCAGAUGGUGAUAGAACCAGUGAUGGGCCAUCGUUGAGCAUAGAACAUGAGCUGGAGAAUGACGACGACGACAGCAAUGACAGUGAUGACGAAGUCAUCACUCUCAACCAGAUGUAUGGUGGAGGUCAAUCAAAUUUUCAGAAAUUUGCGGUGACUGUGGAACCAUCGCCGUUAGCGAAACUGUGUGGGGUAGAGGGAGAAAUGACUAUUAUGCUCUCAGACCAACAGACAAUGAGGUUUGAAGAUUCCAAAACCCACAAAAGCAUGUACAGUUUUCAGCUGGCCUGGAUGCGAAGAUUUGGGAAAAAAGGCCCCAGCCACUUCUACUUUGAAUGUGGACGAAAAUGCCCAAAUGGCGAAGGCACGGUGACCUGUCAGACGGAAAGUGCUAAAGCAAUGCAUAAAGCCAUAACUCAACUCUCAAAGAGUAGAAGUGAUAUAGUUAUCCCUAAGAAGAAAGAAGGGAUGCAUUCAAAAGAGCCUGCUGAAGAGCUCAGGACAAGUACUGGACAAAUAACUGCACCGUCACAUGCUUUAAAUGUGCGACGUAACCACCCAGGCAUGCAGAAAAUGCCAAUUCUUAUUCCUAUUAAACAACCCAGUAAUGGAGAUGCUACAUCUUAUGAUGAUGCACCAAGCUCACCUUUAAGAAGCUCAGCUGGAAGUGGAGGGUCUCCUGUUGAAGCGCCUAGUCGCUCAUCAGGUAAAAGUAAAUCAAAACCAGAUAUUGUCCAGGAAUUAACAGAAAAAGUUGGUUCAAUGAUUAAAAAAGAUGACCAAAAAAGCAUUAAGUCCAAAGAUGAAUUAAAGAAAGAAAAGAAGGAGAAGGAAAGGAGAGAGAAGGAGGAGAAAAAGGAAAGAGAGAGAAAAGAAAAGGAAGAGAAACGGGAGAAGGAGAAACGAGAGAAAGAUGAGAAAAAGAAGUCCAAGAAAAUAGAAAGUACUGAUAUGCCAGUAAAAAAACGUUCAAAAGAGAGAAUCUAUGAUGAACCUGAAAUUGAUUACGACAAUAACCAAGUUGUUGAUGACACUUAUGAUACAGCUAUGAGCCCUACACCAGACACCAAACAACAACCUGCUAAAAAGCGUUCAGUGAUAAAACCAGACUUAUUAUAUGAAGAUGCUGAACCAGCAUGCAAUAAUGCUGCUUCAGCUCAAAAUGCUGUGGAGUAUGCUCAGCCAUAUAUAAAAAAGGGUGGUGUUCCAAUUCCAGCACAAGGUGUGGAGUACGCUGAAGUGGGAAACAUUAAUAAAGCUGCAUGGAAGGAGCAAGGCCGUACUGAUGAGGAGACAAUCCAUGAGGAAAACUACAGCAACAUAAAAGAAGCAAGAGAAGAAAUAAGCAAUCCACCAUCUUUACCAGAGCGAAGAUAUAACGAAGAUGAUGAUGAUGAUGAUGAUGGGGAAAAUAUGUACAAUACAGCCAAUCUAAUACCAGGAAAAGCAAAAAGACAUGAUAAUAAGAAACCUGAGAAUAUCUAUGGCAUUAAAAGUGCUAAGCCAGCUGGUCCAAUUAUGCCAGAUCCAGCUGCUGAUUAUUCUUCUGCCGAGGAGGAAGAAGAAGAGGAAGGAGAUUAUGCAGUGGCGGAAGAGGCGCCAGGUUAUGAAGAUCCAAAAAGCCUUAUGAACACAAACACUAGAGCGUCUGCACCCAUUGACGGUGCAUAUGAAGAAACUGAACUAGCACAAGCCAAGCCAGUGAAGCCGUCAAAGAUACCACCAAAACCAAUGUCAAUGAAGAAACCACAUCCAGUGAUACCACAGCCGCAAGAAUCUUUAUAUGAAGUAGUUGACAAGAAAUAGUGUCGGUAGCAUGAAGAGAUCAUAUUGAUCAUUUUAUAAUUUUCCUUUUUAUGUAUGAUCACUUCAUUAGCUCGUCUAUUAUUUAAAAUUCAGAGUAUCGUGAUAGCCUUGUUGUCAGUGUCGACAUCAUUGUGUAAAGACUUUAACCUUGGCCCCAACAAUAUAUUCAACUUCUUUAGCUGGAGACAAUGGUCAUCAAGGCCUAACUCUGUCUUUAAUAAAGAGUUGAGUUCGGUCCCUUGUUUUUUCUAUGAAAUAAUACAUUAUCGAGUGUUAGCGUUCAUUCUGGCACUCAUCUUUUGGUUUUGAGUGAUAAGACAACAAAGUCCAUUACUUAACAGUAAUGAAUAUCUUUAAUCUUGACAGAGAAUAUGGCUUUAAAUCAUUGAUGAUAAUGAAAAGCUUCUUGGGGGUUUUUAAGUGCUUUUUUAGAAGAUUUUUUUUUGUGUUAGGAAGCAGAGUAUUUCAAAAACUGAUUUGAAUUCACAUUGGUCAUGUUAGUGGUCCAAUUAAUUUAUCAUUGCAUACAUUUUGUGAAAGCAAAAUAAAUGAACUUUUGCUUGUAAUGAUAUUAAUCAAUGGUGUCAUUCAAUGUGCAGAAUAAUCUUAAAAUAUUCAUUUUAUUUUAUACAAAUUCUGACUGUGUCUGACAGAAUAUACAUGACCAUAAUGUAUGGACAUGUAUAAUUUCACAUAUUAGGUUACAUUUUUGAAGCUACCAAGCCAAAUGGUGACAUAGUUCAAUAACAUGCACUCUUAAGUUAAAUUCAAAGGGAAGUUAUUUUAGGUAAGACAUCCAUCAUAAGGAUGCAAAGAUAUGUUAAUACAUUUUAGAUAUUAACAUAGAUAUUAUUUCAAUGUUUGAUUUAUAUUGAUUAACCAUUAUAUCAUUUUUGAAUAGAUAAGAUUUUUGAAUAACUCCAUAAUUACGCUUUUAUUAUAAAAUGAUGUAUAUAAGGGAGGUAACAAAAUAAUGUUUUAUAUGAUUAUAAAGCAACUUUAUUAAUUUGUUUCUUAAAGAACAUAAUGUCUAUACAAAAAAAGCUCUUGGUGAAAAAAUUAAAAAAAUUCAAACCUAACAUAAUGAAACUUAAUUACCAGUGGAUUUUUUUUUGUAUAAAUGAUGGAUGGAUUACCUAAAAAUGGUUUUAUUAGGUAUUGGAUGUACAAAUAAGCUUUUCAUUUUCAUCAAUCCAGUGCCUUUAAAUCCCCAAGUGAUUUCAGACUGCAUCACUAUGAACAAAUCAAAUUGCUGCCUGUUACCAUGAGCAAACAGAUUACUUAACAUUAAAAAAAGUAGUUUAAAUGUUAAUAGUUUUGUUGUUCUGUUGAUAAUUGGAUGCAUUUGUUAUUUUCAACAUGCAGUUUUUCAAGAAAAGUGGUCCAAACCAACAUUAUUUUCUGUGUCAUUCCAAUGGAGAUAGUUUUCUCAAGUUCAUUAGGUGUUAUUAUUUUAGUUUCAGUAAUAUGUAUAAUUAUACUUUUUCUAUUUCAAUAAUGAUCUUAAGGCUUAAGAUACACAGGCAUAAGCCCAUCUUGGCGUAAUCUGCAUUUCAAUGAAAACAUUUUAUGAACAUGACUAUGCAUAGAUUCUGUGAGAGUGUCACUGGCAACUCAAAAUUAGCAGUGUAAGGUUUCAACUAAGAUAUCUUAUCGAAACGGGCUCCAGAUACAUUCAAGUGCUAUAUUAAGCCACAAAUAAUAAAUAGCCUGUUUUCCCGUCAUCCACAUUUUAAGGAUUUCAAGGUGUGGGUGGGUGGGUAGUUGUUUUUGUUUACUUUCCAACCUUUCAGUUCUAAAAUGAAAAAAAAACAACAAUAAUAACCACCAGAGAAUCUUAAAAAAAUAAUCGGGCUGAAGGUAUUUUUCUUGGACACUUGGAAAAUACCAAACAAACUAUUUGUUUAUUUAGGUCUUAUUUUCACUAUCAUAUUUCUAUGGCUGUAUUUUUGAGUUAGUAAAAUACAUUAUGAGGAGAUAUUGAAUAUCAGACAUAACAUUAAUAACAUAAUUCUUUCCUGUUUACCUCAAAGUUGGUUUCAUGAAAAAAUCAAAAACUGCAGAUUGAUUACUAUAAGUAUUAAUAUUUUUUGUAUAUGUUUGUCUUGAAUUAUAACCUUGAGUAUUGUAUAUCUGAUAAAGCAAUAUAUUUCCUUGUUGAUAGUUGAAGUUUGCAAACUGUACAGGUCUUUCUUUUUAUGUCAAAUUAAAAUUUUUGUUAUCUUAUAUUAUCUAUCAACUGACAGGUUUACCUGAGUUGUGAAUCUAUCACAAUCAAGCAGGAAGAAAAUUUUGUAUUAUAUAUAUGUAUUUUGAUAGCUAAUCUUGUCAUUGACAAGAAGUCUGAUUUGAGAUACACAGCAAGAUUGUAUCAGCAUGUCUUAAAUUAUUGAUAUGAUAAAAUUAGCAAAAGUUAUAAUUUGAAUAUUAUUGGGUCGAUUGUUCAGAAGUUAACAAUGUGAUUUACAAUAAUCAUUGUUAAAGAUGCACUCUUGAUAACUUACGAAGAUUUAACGCAAUUAUUCAUAUUGUUUUAAUAUUCCAAAAAAGAUGAAUAAAUGGCGAAAAUAAUGGUUCCUAUGAAGGAUACCGAGUUUAAUUUGAACGAAAUGAGAAUAAAACACCGUAUUUCUACCUUAUGAGGCUAUAGUUACAGACCACACUAAAUAUUUUAGCAUUCACCAAUCAUUUCAUAUCUUUGUGCUUUCUGCUAUUAAAUACACAGUUAGAAUCUUGUUAUCAGUAAUUAAUAUUUUCCAUAAAUGCAUUAUUUAGUAAGAACUUAAAGAUUUAUCAGUCAAAAUGUAUAUUUGUUUUACAUGUGUAUGUAUUGAUUUUGAAACUUAAAAUUUCAAAUGUGAAAUGUUUGAUGAUGUGCUGAUAUAUUUGCAUAAAGCAAGUACAGCUAAACAGUUGUCUAAAAUCUUGUCAGAAAUACUUCAGUUCUCAAGUGCAUUAAUUAAACUUCCAGAGCAGUUAAGAUUUGAAAGUUAACAACAAUGUUGUUAACUUCGUUGUUAACUAAAUGAAGUUUUGAACAAUCGGCCCAUUGUUAGCUUUCUACUUCCGCCAAAGUGUGAUAGAAGGGCACAGUAGCCUGUCCUUUUUUGGUGGCAUCAUUCUUUUGUUAUGGAGACCAGCCUGGCCAUCCUUCUGCCUUCAUAGAACAUUAUCCUUAAUGAUGCACUCUUACUCUCAAAUAAAAUGUACCAUAAUUAAAACAAUUGUUUUUAUAUACCAAAAAGAAUGACUAACUAUCGAAAACAUGGGUCUUAUGAAAGAUACUGUGUUUAUUUGAAAGGAAGGUGCAGAACCAGUCAUUUAAUAUUUGUGCAUUUUCAGCUAUUAAAUACACGGUUACAAUCAUGUUAACAGUUAUUUAUAAUUUCCAUAAAUGCAUUAUUAAGUAAGAAGUUAUGGUUUAUCACUCAAAAUUUAUAUUUGUUAUACAUGAGUUUGUCUGGAUUUUAAAAACAAGUUUCACUUUAAGAAGUUAUGGUAACCAAAUAGUUCUUUUGUUUUGAUUAAAGAUAAGAAAUGCAUGCAAACUUUAAAUAUAUGGCAGUUGAAACCUAACAAUUAUGACUUCAGUUACUAUUUUUUCUGUCCAAUUCAUAAUUUAAAAAUUCUAUUUAGCCCUGAAGAGUACACUGUGCCAUUUUUUCCAAAGCACCCUUUUCCUCUUGAAGUGCAGCACGCUGCCCUUUUUUCAAACCUUGCUAAAGUGCUAUAAUAGAUUUAGUAAACUAGUUUUAUGGUAAAUGAAUUUAACAUAAUUUAUAUGAUAGAGUUUCAUUAUACUUUAUGUAAGCCUUUUUGCUGUUGUAUAUAUAUAUAGCACAUAUAAUGUUAGUGUGCCAUGCAAUGCUAGGUGCAGUAAGUAUUUGCAUAUUUCACAAUAAUUUUGCUUUAAUUAUUUACCAGCUUUCACCUGGCCCCAAAAACACUGAAGUCAAAUCAUUAUCUUAAUCUCAAUCUAAUCUGAUUUUACCAUAUAACAUCAAAAGUUAAAAUUCAUAAAAGUUGUUACGCCUUAUAAAAGUGCAUUUCAUCAUAUAUUUAAACCUCCGAUCAAGAUUCCAAUAGAAAAAUAUUCAACAUCCAAAAAAGAAUUUGAGUACAAUUCGUUAUUUUUUAACAAUUACACAGGUAUAUUUUUUUUGCUCCAGAAUGUUUUUCUUUGAAAAAUUGACAUUUCUUUUAUCAACACUUUUCAUUAAAAAAGUACAUUUUCAAAACAUAUAAAGACAUGCAAGGUUUUAAUGAUACUUUGCUUUUAUGUGGUAAAAUAAGUUGAGAUUUGACAUGAGUAUUAACGAGUUAAGGUUAUGAAAUUUCAACAUAAUGUAGUGAAUUGUUUUUGUUUUUAAGGCAAAAUUAUGUACAAUAAUUCAGGGAUGUGAGUUGUCCGUGGAUAAGCUGAUUUCCACAGAUAAAAAAAUAGUGGGACCAAAAUAUAGAUUAAAAAUAUUCUACAUACAUGUAAGAUUAUAUUUAUUUGAAAGUGUGGAGAGACCAUAAAAAUAAAGAGCCAGGAGAGCCCUCAAAAGGACUUCUAAAAGCCCAUUUUGAUCCUGUUGCAGGAUGCGUAGCACCCUUGAGGGGCAUAAAUCUGCACUCUCACAGAUUUACCCUUUUUACAACUUUUUUUAUUUUUCGUCUUGGGAAGAGCAAAUUUUUGCGUAAAUAUCUGCAAACCAAUGAUAUAAGGACAAAAAUCAUAUCAUAGAUUUUCAUAUUUCAGUUUGAAAAUUAACGUUUUAUGGCUUAAACUGUUACUAACGGUUUAAAAAAAAUGCAUAAAACAUCAAUAUUUGAACUUAAGUAUAAAAAUCUGCGAUCUUAUUUUUUGUCAGCAGUCUACUACAGGUUUCAAUGGAUUGUCGCAAAAAUUUGCUCGUUCCAAGACAAAAAAUAAAAAAGUUGUCAAAACGUUCAAUCUGUGAGAGUGCAGCUUUAAAGCAGCCCCUUAAAACCCCUUGUCAAAAUGGUUUCAGCCCAUCAGCUGCUAGGUCAAUAACAUCCCUGUAGAUUUAGUAUUAUGGGGUACAUGUAGAAAAGUAUUAUCUUUUUUUGUAUUUUUGUAAAUUUUCUAAGGAGUACUUAGAUGUGGUCAGUGAUGUUUUUAUGUAUAUAUGUAUGACUUUCUGUUAAAAAUUUAUUAUUUUACAAUUGUUACACAGUUGUUCGAUAUACUUGAAUUUCUAACAUUGAUUAUACUCGCUCUUCCAAGUUAAGGAGAUAUAUUUAUUUUAAUUGCUUCAGAUGGUACAUGUGUAUGUACUAAAAAUUAUAAACAUAAUUUUAUUUAUAGAAACUUUAAAUAUCAGAUUAUUACUAGUAUAAUACCGUUCGCUUUGUAAUUCACUGAUUUUGGGAUACCUGUACCAGGUGCUUUAUUGAGCUUUAAAUCACACAAUAGUUAAUGUACAAAUUGUACUGCUAAUCUAAAGCUGCACUCUCACAGGAUGAACGUUUUUACAACCUUUUUUAUUUUUGUCCUGGAACGAUCCAAUUCAUGCUAAAAUACAUGUAAACCAGUCAUAAACCGGCUGACAAAAAAUAUGAUCACAUAUUUUUUUUUAGUUCAAAAAUUGAUGUUUUAUGCAAUUUUUUUAAACCGCUAGUAAUGGUUUUAGCCAUAAAACAUUAGUUUUGGAAUGGAAAUAUGAAAAUCUGCGAUUUGAUCUUUUAUAUAGUCUUUUAUCAGUGGUUUGCAGAUAUUUUGGCAAAAAUUUGCUCAUUUCAACACAAAAAAUAAAAAUGUUGUAAAAACGGUAAAUCUGUGAGAGUGCAGCUUUAAGCGAUUAAUCUUACAUUUAUAUAAAAAUAUUAUAAAUUGUAUAUUGAGUGUGUCCUAACAUGAAUAAACACCAAAAUGAAUGCAUCAUCAUGUUGUGUAGAGAUGGCAACUUGAAGUGGUUUCAUAGAAUAUCUGUAACUUAAGUAUAUUGUGUUUACGCUCUAAUCUGUUAUAUAGCCAGAAUAAAGAAAAAAUGUGUCA
Molecule: messenger RNA, 8276 nt
Organism: Mya arenaria
Lineage: Eukaryota; Metazoa; Mollusca; Bivalvia; Myida; Myidae
Exons: 3
Coding region: 104-2272 (722 amino acids)
Biological process (GO): cell surface receptor protein tyrosine kinase signaling pathway
Cellular component (GO): cytoplasm
Source: RefSeq, a predicted model, not a curated record